GGAGAUUUCAAGGAAUCAAACAUCUUUCUUUUGUGCUCCGCUUGGGACCCCCGACACAUGGGGUCACAUGGGCUGAAGGGGUUAACAGUGCAGGCUGCUGCAGUCGCUGCGGAGACGCCGAGGAGAGAGCGCACUAAUUAGCAAAACCUGCUCGAGCAAUUAAAGUCUCCAGAGAAGACGCGCAGCUUGGAGCCCCAGAGAGCUGAUCUAGCUCGCCCGUCACCUUGGCACCAUGAGUUGGAGCUUCCUAACUCGUCUGCUGGAUGAGAUCUCCAACCACUCCACCUUUGUGGGUAAGAUCUGGCUGACGGUGCUCAUCAUCUUUCGCAUCGUGCUGACAGCCAUCGGGGGCGAGACCAUCUACUACGAUGAACAGAGUAAAUUUGUCUGCAACACGCAGCAGCCUGGAUGUGAGAACGUGUGCUACGACGCAUUCGCGCCGCUCUCACAUGUUCGAUUCUGGAUCUUUCAGGUAAUCAUGAUCACCACCCCCACCAUAAUGUACCUGGGCUUUGCCAUGCACAAGAUUGCCCGCAUGGACGACAACGAAUACCAGCCACUCCACCGCAACCAGAAGAAGAGGAUGCCCAUUGUUAGCCGCGGGGCAGUGAGGGACUAUGAGGAGGCGGAGGACAACGGGGAGGAGGACCCCAUGAUUGCUGAGGAGAUUGAACCGGAGAAGCAGGACAAAACAGUGAAAGAUGCAGUGAAAAAGCAUGAUGGUCGUCGGCGGAUAAUGCGUGACGGCCUGAUGAAAGUCUACGUGUGCCAGCUGCUGUUGCGCUCUGCCUUCGAGGUCGCCUUCCUUUUUGGCCAGUACAUCCUGUACGGAUUUGAAGUGAUACCCUCUUACAUCUGCACGCGCUCGCCGUGUCCACACACAGUGGACUGUUUUGUGUCGCGUCCCACGGAGAAGACCAUCUUUCUGCUGGUGAUGUACGUGGUGUCUUUCCUCUGCCUGCUCCUCACCAUUUUGGAGAUCUUCCAUCUGGGGGUUGGAGGUGUCCGUGACACCUUCCGUCGGCGUGCCACCCUCGCGGCUCGUGCCCCGCCACCCUCCUCUUCGUGCCGCCCGGGUUCCCUGCCGACAGCCCCGCCAGGGUACCACGCUGCCAUGAAGAAGGACCACUGCAGGAAGCUGAAGGGGGGCUUGAGGGACUCGCCACUGGGUGACUCUGGGCGGGAGAGUCUGGGGGAUGAGGGGCACUCGUCCAGGGAGCUGGAGAGGCUGCGGAGGCACCUGAAGCUGGCCCAGCAGCAUCUGGACCUGGCCUAUCAGACAGAGGAGGGGAGCCCCUCGCGAAGCAGCAGCCCUGAGGUCAACGCGGCAGCGCAGACAGCCGCCGAGCAGAACCGCCUCAACUUCGCCCAGGAGAAACAAGGAGAGCCUAGCGAGAAAGGAAUACAUGCCUGAACGUGCUUCCUGCCUCAAACGUCUGCCCUCCCAUUCCUACUGGCCUUAAACAUAUGGGGGAAGCACAUAUGGGAAUGCAGUCAGACCACUGAGGGAGACCAAAGUGUGUAUGUGUGUGUGUUGUGUGUGUGUGUGUAUGUGGCGAGAAAUGUGCCUUUCAGUAUUAAGGGUCAGUAAAAAAAAAACAAAAAAAAACGCUGACAGAGCUGCAUUGUGACAGUGGUACAUCUCCACACAACUCUCAACUUGAAAGCGUGCUGUCUAGUUUGCUCUCGAGUUUCUGCUUGCCGAUCGAAGCCCCACACCUUGACAGUGCCUAUCGCUGCAGUGCCUUGUCUACACCCCGUUCUUCGCCCAAAGGUUUUUGCUGCCAUGUCAUAAUCCUUAUCAGUCAGCGACCUUAUGUGGGGAUUAUCUAAGCUUUAAGAUCCUUGCUGGCCAAAGUGUACUUUUACUUUUUUUCAGUCUUUAAUGAAAGGGAGCCUGUCUUUUCAUAAAAUGUUGAAGAACCAUCCCUCGUCGCUGUGCUGAGACUUGUUUGCCGAGCACACCGCCUUGGCUUUUGUCAUUCUGGGUCUUGUGGGUUCUAUUUGUUUUGUUUAUUUGUUUCGGGUGGGGUGGGUGGCGGUGUGUAGAGCGGCUUAACUUGUGGUAGAUGUGUCUUCCAUGUUUAUCUUCAACAUUUGACGUGUGUGAUUAUUAGCUGAGGCCAGAGGCCACACCAUUCCAGAAAUGUUAAGCAUCAAUCCAAGCAUGUAUAUUUACUGAAAUUGGCCAAAAUGUUUACCUGGGAAAUGCUUGAAUUCUUUAUUGACAGGAAAUUGUCCUCCAAGCUGAUUUUUAAGAUCUGAUCAAGGUUUUUUUUUUUUAUUUUAUUUUUCUGGCAUUGGUUCAUUUCAAAUACUUCAACAUUUUUUUGACCGAAACACAUCCAAUUCACUCGGAUUCUUGACCAAAGCAACAUUUACAACAUUAACAUACAUUUUCUGUGACUUGAGUUUUGUGUUGGUACCCUGAAGUGAAAUCCAUUUCAUGACUGCUAAAGUGGGCACUUUGAUGUUUUGUAAAUCCUGUUUUUUUUUUUUGUUUUUUUUUUGUAAAAUAUGUACUGUAAAAACGUGUAAUCACAAAGGACUACAUUUGACAUGUUCUUCCAUCUUAAUUGUAGCCGUUUUUCCCCACCUAAAUAGAAGGAUGGCUCUGGAUCUUUUUCCUUUCUUUCUUUUCUCCUGUGCACAAACUCCCUUGAGUACAGGAAAUUUUGAAUCACAGAACAAAUUUAUAGCUCAACUUAGUGUAAAACUUGUGACCAGAGUUACGUGCUCAUGCUGGAUUCCCGUGUUACGUGUUGUCUUAGCCCGCCACUUGGCUCUGUGUGUUUUGGCUGGCAGAGCAAACUGGAGACUGCCACAGGGGCUAUUUGAUGCUGUGCUCUUAUAUUCAUCCCACCCAGUUAUUUUUCUACUUAAUACAAGGUAAGACAUUCAUUUUGAAUAUGAUACCACUUCAGUGGUUUAUAUGUAUGUUUGUUUUUCUUUUUUUUUUCUAUUGCAAGUUUUGUAGUUUUUGUAACUGUAGAGAUUAUUUUGUCUUCAGAGAGAAUAAAAUAUAUUUGAACUUGA
Myripristis murdjan (pinecone soldierfish) is the source of this 3036-nucleotide messenger RNA. Its product is annotated as gap junction gamma-1 protein-like. Gene Ontology annotation, biological process: cell-cell signaling. The transcript is spliced from 5 exons. The coding region runs from base 233 to 1414 and encodes 393 amino acids. The record is from RefSeq and is a predicted model, not a curated record. Gene Ontology annotation, cellular component: connexin complex. Gene Ontology annotation, molecular function: gap junction channel activity. Lineage: Eukaryota; Metazoa; Chordata; Actinopteri; Holocentriformes; Holocentridae.